UGUUUUAUAGCAAAUUGUCCCCUUAAUAUUUAGUUGCGAGUUAAAUUAGAAAAAUACUAUAUUGAAUGUGCGUUGAUUAGGAAAGGAGACCUACAAUGAGCUGUAUUCAAGAUGCCAACGUUUCAGAUCGUUUUUUAUUGUAGAAAGAGCUGCAAAUAGCGCGUAUAUUACUGUGGAAUCUUGAACGCACCCCAAAAGAACGGAAGAAUAAUUUAUGUACACUCUUAUUAUACCUAAGUGAAUGUACAUCAUUUGAUGGCCCUAUGCAAAAGGAGCAGGCUAUCAUACACAAAUUAGACAGCUUGUGUUUCAACGGAAUCAAUCAAUUUAACCUUUGCAAUUAGUCAAGCCGGGGGUCGCCGACAGCUGAGCCGCAAUGGUGGAGAAGUCCGACCGGGCACCGCUGCUGGACUGGGAGGAGGUUCCUCCGGCGGAGAAGCCUGUUCCCACCGCAGAACAGGAGAAGGACGUCAAGGGGCCGAGCCCUGCCAACAGUCGGGCGUUGGGAUGCACUGCGCCGGGGAUAGGGUGGAGCACCAGUCCAGGGGGUCCUGGGUCUUUAACAGCAGCAGUCUCUAGCACAGACACAUCCCUUUCAUCCAGGAGCACGGUCCCCACCACUGCGGAAUGGGAUGCUCAGUGUCCCGACAAGGAUGACCUUACCCCGGCCUCAGGACAAGGAGAGGUGCCGCACGAUAUCAUGGUGAAAUGGGAGGAAAAGGAUCAGAUCGUGGCCGUGUUUGUGGUGACAUUUGAUACAAGAUCAGGUAACAUGUUAGAGUGGUGUCUGCCAGGGGACAUGAACCUGGAGGGAGUAGAGUUCAAGGCUAUGGCCAGCGGCUCCCACAGAGUCUCCAGCGACUUCAUAUACUUCCGUAAGGGAGGGUACUUUGGCCUGGCAUGCUUUGCCAACAUGGCGGUGGAGAGUGUGGUGGAGAGGGGUGCAAGAAUGAAGUCUGUCGGUAUCCUGUCAACCUCUUACACCCUGCUGUACCGAUACAUGAGCUUCCUGGAACACCAAGUCAGGCUCCAGUUGAAAACUCCUGGCCAGUACUCUCCUCUGGAGGCGUUCUUUGAGGAUAAGCGAUCAGUGCUUCCCCCCGACGGGGAGAGUGUGGUUACUGCAUGUCCUGGCAGUGCCUGGGAAGCAGCACUCACCCACUGUAUGCACCCUGAGAUGAAGAUCACCCACCCAGCUGGCUGCAUGUCUCAGUUCAUCCAGUUCUUUGGGGAGCAGAUUAUGGUCCUGUGGAAGUUAGCUCUGCUGAGGAGACGCAUCCUCAUCUUCUCUCCUCCACCUGUAGGGGUGGUCUGUUAUAGAGUGUACUGCUGCUGUUGCCUGGCCAACGUGUCCAUCCCGGGGGUGGGCGUGGCCGUGCCAGAGUUCCGCCCCUUCUUCUAUGUCAACGUGGCAGACAUCGAUACCCUGGAUACGGAACUGUCCUACGUAGCAUGCACCACAGAGAAGAUCUUUGAGGAGAAGCGGGACCUGUAUGACGUCUAUGUGGAUAACCAGAAUGUGAGGACGACCAGAGAGAGUCUGAAGCCUUUACUACGGCUCAGCGCUGCAGACAGAGAGAAGUACCGCAAACUCACUGAACAGAGGCAGAUGCUGUUAUAUUCUCAGGAGGAGAAUGGAGACUGUGUGUCCAGUGAAGAGGACCACUUCAUUCUGUUUUUCCUGGAGCAGAACAACCGCAUCUUCCAGAUGCUGAGUGAGGUUGCAGGGAGCCCUGAGCCCAUCCUAACCCAGGAGAGUGUGAGGGCCAUGGGGCUGGACCCUCACGGAGACAGGCUCUUCCUGCUCCACCUGCUGGAGACAUACGGCUAUGACAGCCUCCUUGUCACUGAUCAACCUUGCUGCAGCUGAGGCCUGGGUGGCACACUGACUGACCUACAGGGUCCUUAACACUCACAGACUCAAUGCAGACAGUCUGGACUAUGAGAGGUCAGAAUACUUUGGCAAGGCUUAGACCAGGGCCUGUAUUCAUAAAGCGUCUCAGUUGGAGUGCUGAUCUCGGAUCCGUUUAGCCUUUUAGAGCUCAUUGAAUAAGACUUACAUGGACAGGGGGGACCUGAUCCUAGAUCAGCAUUCCUACUGUGAGACACUUUAUGAAUAUGGGGCCAAAUAGCCAGAGACCCUCAGGCCAAAAAAACCGAAUGAAUGGAGAGAGCCACUGAACAAGAAAAGACUAAUGGAAUUUGGCUCUUGGCACUGUCCUAUGACAUUCAUGGACGCUCAAUCUGGAUUGUUAACCAUCACCUUCCUGUCUGUCAAUAAAAUGUACAGCACAGAGGAAUGCCAUUCAUGUCUAUCCCUAACACUCUUAUUCUGGAGGAGUGGAGCCAACAAGAAACAUCCUGGAACUCUGGAGAUUCUGUGCCUAUGAGCAGAACUUACCAAGGAAGUAAUCCUUAGGUUUCCUUUGUUUUCAAAUGGGGAGUCAAUCUAAAGUAUGUGGUAAUGUCCUAGAACUGAGGGAGGAUUUGUCACUUCUCUUAAUAGGACAUCUAUUUAUUUAUGUUUUUGAGAGAAUAAAUCACCAAACUGUUGUCUGUAAAUAGAAAGGGAUCUGUAGAAUGUGUUUUGUUAUGAAAUGAUCCCAUUAAGUCACUACUAAGCCCAGAACCUCUGUGGUCAGCAUUGUAUAGAAAUGACCCUCAACACCAUCCAUAAUCAUGAUACUAAGGACAUGAUACUAAGGGCCCGAUUCAAUCCGUAGUGCUGAAGAUCCGCGCUACAGUGCGAUAUACAUUUAAAGCAAUGUUUACGCGUUCGCGGAGACUACAUUCACAGUAAAUGCUUCAUAUGUCGGCUCAUUCGGAAAUGAACUACAUUUAAAUCGCGCAACUGCCGUGAUACGGCGGACUGAAUCAAGCCCUAAGUACACAAUACUAGUUCACACGUGGAUUUGGUUUCUGGUGAAAGAGGGGUCUGGACUCACCAGCAGACUUUCUUAUGAUGUCCAACAUAGGAAUGUAACAACUUUAUAUGACUUUAAAAAUGUACUUUUAAUCACAGCCGUUUGACCAAGAGGUUGUGGGCUCAAAUCUAAACGUAUGCUUUUGUGUGUUUCCGCAACUCGCUAUGUCAAAUAUAUGAAGAGUGAAAAAUGUGAAUGAGCUGGUGGCUCAAUGGUUAAAUCCCUUCCUUCAGACCAAGAGGUUGUAUGUUCGAACCUAAUUUCUUAUACUAUUGUGUACGUUUCAGCAACUCUCGAUGUCAAACAUACAAAGAGUAUGGUAUAAAAUGUGAAUGAGGUGGUGGUGCAAUAGUUACAUUACUGCCUUGAGACCAAGAGGUUCUAGCUUCAAACCUCAUCUAUUCAGCUUUUGUGUAUGUUUCCGCAACUCUCAAAUGUCAAACAUACAAAGAGAAGGGUAUACAAUGUGAUGGAGGUGGUGGUGUAGUGGUUCAAUCUCUACCUCAAAGCUUAGGAGGUUGUGGUUUCAAAUCUAAUUUAUUCUGCUUUUGUGUGUGUUUCUUCAACUCUAAAAACUGUCUCCAUUUCUGUUGGUUUAAAUUGUAUUGCGCCUCUGCAAUUCUAACUUUCAGAAAUACAAAGAAAAGCAGAUGUACAGUAAAGGACCAGUAGAGGCUGUUGAGGGGAGGAUGGCUCAUAAUAAUGGCUGGAAUGGAGUGAAUGGAAUCAAACACAUGGAAACAAUGUGU
Messenger RNA from Coregonus clupeaformis (lake whitefish), 3673 nucleotides. RefSeq names its product DENN domain-containing protein 11. Bases 377 to 1870 code for a protein of 497 amino acids. Lineage: Eukaryota; Metazoa; Chordata; Actinopteri; Salmoniformes; Salmonidae. The transcript is spliced from 10 exons. The record is from RefSeq and is a predicted model, not a curated record. Gene Ontology annotation, cellular component: cytoplasm.